CGCAAAAAAGUGGGACAACAAUAGCGGCUUGAAUAAUUCUUCUUUUCGCACACCUGAUUGUUCUGUUCUCCUUCUUCUUCUUCUUCUUCGAUCUUGAUUGAACUUUUUAACUCUCAACUACUUUUCUUAUUUUAUCACAACUUUCCUUUUUGCUUAUUUGUUUGUGAAUGCUAUUACGACGACGCUUCUGGUCAAUUCCAGCUACAAUUGCUGUUGCGUGGAUACUCGCUGCGUCUACCGUUGUUGGCAUCGUUUCCGCCAUCGCCGUUGCCAAUGAUGCGAGCGACUCCACUAUUACACUGACUCUACUUCGUAACCAACCUGUCCUGACACAACAUCGUCGUCGUGCGCUUCUUGGAAAGCGCCAAACAACGGGAUCAGUCGAGACAGCUGCUUUGCAAAAUAUGUACGGGCGCGAGUACAGUGUCGAGAUGGGAUUUGGUACACCGCCUCAGCUCUUUAACGUCACUAUUGAUACUGGAAGCUCUACCCUUUGGAUCGCUUCUACCGAAUGUCCUCAGAAUCUAUGUCCCGGGAAACGAUACGAUCCAGAUCAGUCCUCAACAUACAAAGCCAAGCUUGGAAAUAUUCAUUUGUCGUAUGCCCAAGGCUUUGCCCGUGGACAAGCAGCCACCGAGACAGUAACCAUUGGCGAGAAUUUAGCGGUGGUAGACCAAACCUUUGCAAAAGUCGAGAGCACUCGCGCAGUUCUCACCAAUGCAAUCGACAAUCCUAGCAGCGGUAUCCUUGGUCUUGGAUUUCCUGCACUUGCAGAAGCCACAGGCGGAAUCUAUAGUGGCGAACCAUUCGUAUUCAACCUCAUCAAGAACAAUUUGAUCGCAUCACCGGUAUUCUCAGUCUACAUGAAUAGCCAGUACCAAUAUGGUUACACCGGAAAUGCAGAAAUGACAUUCGGUGGUAUUGACGAAUCCAAAUUCACUGGGCAGCUUCAAUACACGGCGGUCCAAAAGUACACAAUACCCGUGGCCGGCAUCAGCGAUGAAUAUCUCUAUUGGGCCGUUCAAGGCGCUGGUGUUAGUGCAACAUCUUCUGCCCAAGGCACGAAUGAUUACACAUACGACAUAAGCGAUAAUUUUGUAUUUGAUACUGGUAGUACUGCUUCAUAUGCACCUCCAGAUGUGGUGCGUGGUAUUGUUGAAUCACUCACAACAACGGCCACUUACAACACCGAAGACCAGCUCUACUUGGUGGACUGCAACAUGUACAAUGACGAGAAUGCCGAGGUGACUUUCCGAUUGGCCGACGGGAUCAAUUUGACAGUACAUGUACGUGAACUGAUUAUUCCCAACGAAACACUCGAUCCACGCGACGCGGAACUGUGUGUUUUUGGUAUCCUUCCAAUGGAAGUAUCACCCAGUGGCUAUGUCUCGUAUAUACUCGGCCAAACUGUGAUGCGUUCAUUCUAUACUGUCCACGAUGCUGGCAAUUAUCGUAUGGGCUUUGCGCCGGCUGUCAUGUCGCCCAUGUCGAAUGAUUCGUUAAACAAGACUAGACCAACGCCUUCUGACGAUGGUUAUUGGCGACCUCUGGACCCAUCAGGCUCAGUGAACGGCAAUGACGGUUUUGGACCUUAUAGCGCCUCAUCGACUCUCGGCCUUGAUCACAUGGCCUCGCUAGUACUGGUGAUGCUUGUGACUUUCAAUGUUGUUCUACUGUGAUUAUCUCUAUAGCAAAGAUUCUAUGUAAUAAAGUGUAUAUUUAACUUUCUUCAUAUUUGUAUGGA
Zychaea mexicana is the source of this 1744-nucleotide messenger RNA. RefSeq names its product aspartic peptidase domain-containing protein. Gene Ontology annotation, biological process: proteolysis. NCBI's taxonomy places the organism in Eukaryota, Fungi, Mucoromycota, Mucoromycetes, Mucorales, Lichtheimiaceae. Bases 168 to 1679 code for a protein of 503 amino acids. Gene Ontology annotation, molecular function: aspartic-type endopeptidase activity. The record is from RefSeq and is a predicted model, not a curated record. The transcript has 2 exons.